Amyelois transitella is the source of this 4649-nucleotide messenger RNA. It is a transcript of the gene Oseg6, whose product is annotated as WD repeat-containing protein 19. The coding region runs from base 176 to 4282 and encodes 1368 amino acids. The transcript is spliced from 21 exons. NCBI's taxonomy places the organism in Eukaryota, Metazoa, Arthropoda, Insecta, Lepidoptera, Pyralidae. Gene Ontology annotation, biological process: intraciliary retrograde transport; cilium assembly. Gene Ontology annotation, cellular component: cilium; intraciliary transport particle A. Gene Ontology annotation, molecular function: protein binding. The record is from RefSeq and is a predicted model, not a curated record.
ACAUAUAAACUACGUUGAAUUGAAGCUUUUUCUCAUGAAAAGCUUUUUUUAUUGAAAAAUGAGACUAAAUAACAUAACUUUAUUGAAAAUUAACAUAAAAUAAAAAUAUAUUAUCAAGUGUUAGUCACGGGCUCACGGCGUUGUCUACGAAAGAGGGCUUUUUCAUAUAUCUAAAAUGACUACACCGAAAUUGCUGUACACAAUAGACCAGCCGCAUGGUUUGGGUGAGUUGUACUUCCAAUGGCAGAAGGGUGAAUCUCGCUCACUGAUUGCCACCACUGGGACUGAUGCCACAGUCGCUAUUCAUGACAGAUCAGGCCAGUUACUGGAGAGGAUGAAGUUGCAUGGUUUAUGCGCAGGCAUGGAAUGGGACAAUGAUGGUGAUUACUUGGCCAUAAUCACACCAAACAGUAACUCAGUGUUACUAUGGGAAUGCCAUGCCAACAAACGGAUGACUAUUGAGACGGGGCUCAGGGAGCCGCCAUCUUGUUUAGGGUGGGCCUAUGGGGAGCCACUACUGGCUAUUGGAACUCAGAAAGGCAAUUUGGCUUUGUACAAUCAUCACACUACUAAGAGGAUACCAAUGAUAGGCAAACACACAAAGAAAAUAACGUGUGCCGCAUGGAAUAAAGACAGUAUACUGGUAUUGGCGUCAGAAGACAAGACCUUGUCGAUAAACAACUCUGACGGCGACACUUUGCGCAUGAUCUCACUGAGAGACACUCCGAAUGAUCUGCAGUUCUCAGAGAUGAAAACUGACGAGAGAGUCGCCGGAGAAAAUACUAUAAGUCUGAUAGUCGGCAAGCGGACCCUCUACCUUUACAACCUGCUUAACCCAGAAAAUCCUAUAGAACUUGCUUUUCAGCAACGCUACGGUUCUAUAGUCUCCUACAAAUGGUACGGUGAUGGGUACAUACUCAUAGGUUUUAGUGCCGGGUUCAUUAUAGCCAUAUCCACUCACAUAAAAGAGGUGGGGGAGGAAUUGUUUCAAGUGAAGAACCAUAAGGAGAAUUUAACGGAUGUGACUGUUUGUAAUGGGCAGGCUGCGUCGUGUGGGGACGGACAAUUAAAAUUAAUAUCAAUAUGGAACAACGGCGAAGUGGUGGGGUCGGUAUCGCCGGGCGGGGGGGCCGAGCGCUGCGCCUGGAGCGCGGACGGCCGCCUGCUGGCCGCGGCCGGGAGGGCCUGCCUCAACGUCUACGUGACCGCCUUGCCGCCGUUACAUGCCGCGUAUGGCACUAGGGCGAUAACGUUGACAAGCCUCACGGAGUGUACGGUGUAUCAGUGUAUAGCAGUCGACGAUGUGGAUUCUCCUAACAAGUCCGAGCCCGUGGCCCUGGCCACGUACGCGGCCCCGACAGAGCCCAGCCUGAUAGCGCUGGGCGGGGCCCACGUGUGCUGCGUGAGCGGCGCGCACGCGUGGUUCUACCCGCUGGCGGGCGGCGCGGCGCUGCGCAGGCAGUACGCCGCGCCCGUGGAGCGCGUGCGCCUGGCGGGCCGCCACGCCGCCGCGCUGUUCGGCGGCCGGGCCAUGCUGCAUGUCAUAGACCAGCCGAUGGAAAGCCCUCACCCGGAGAGAGAGGCUAUGAUGUUCCCCUCGCCGCACAUGCAAGAUGCUAAAAUCCUUGAUAUACACCUCACCAGUGACCUGUUUAUAUUCGUUACUGAUCAAGGCCACAUAGAAUUCUUCGGCGUGGAGGAGUGGCGCACGUCCACGCGGCACAAGCACUCGUGCGGCGUGCGCGGCGUGCACGGCGACAUCGGCGGCGCGCGCGCCGGCGUGCUGGACGCGCGCGGCCGCGUGCUGGUGUGCGCGCCCGCCGCGCCCGCCGCGCCGCUCUGCGCGGUGGAGCGCCCCGCCGGGGGGGGCCUUGUCAGAGGCGUGAUCUGGGACAUCUGUCUAUCAGACCGCAACGUAUUCAUCAUCCAUACUGAUGAAACUAUAGAGACGUACUACUACGCGGCUAAUUCUAUCGAUGGUUCUCACGUGGAUUUUGUCGCUUCGACGUCCAUUCUCGUCGGGCAGACGCCGCUCAUACUGUUCUCGGGGGAUGUGUACUGCUAUGCCAGUGGAGGGACGGUGAUGAAAAUACCCCUCGAAUCACACAACACGAGUGGCCUAGCCGACGCGGAUGCAGAGAAAAGGCUGAGCAAUCAGAAGAGGCACAUCUCUAAAUUAAUUCUUCUGCGGCGAUUCAGCGAGGCGUGGUUGUUCUGUGACGCCGUGGACGAAGAGGAACAGUGGCGCCGUCUAGCGGAGGCUGCCGUGGCUGAACUCAAUGUUGAGUUUGCAAUUCGCGUGUACACUAGAUUGAGCGACGUAGCGAUGGUGUGGGCCUUAGAAGAUGCCUCCCAUAUAGAAGAUCUGCCAAUAUUGUGCGGCAUGGUGUGCGCGUGCGCGGGCAAAGGCGACGCGGCCGUGAGCUGGGUGGCGGGCUGCGCGCGCGGCGCCGCCCGCCUCGUGGAGCUGCUGGCGGCGCGCGGGCACUGGGCGCGCGCGGCCGAGCUGGCGCACGCGGCGAGCCCGCGGCGCGCGCGCGACCUCAUGCUGCACAGGGCGCGCCACUUGGAGCUCACGGCAGACUACCAUGAAGCACUUGCAAACUAUGAGAAAAGUCUUAUAACAACCGACACAGACGACAUCAAAGUCAAAGAACAUAACAACAAGUGCGAGGCGGGCAUCGCGCGCAUGUGCAUCCGCUGCGGCGACGUGGUGCGGGGGGUCACUAUGGCCAUGAAACAUGCGCAAGAUACCAUGCUUCUAAAGGACUGCGCUGAAUUACUGGAAGAAGAGAAACAAUACAGUCACGCAGCGGCUUUGUACGAUCAUGCGGGCAACACCGAAAAAGCGGCCUCCUUAUACAUCAAACUAAAAUCCUGGCUCAAAGUUGAAGCGUUACUCCCUAAGAUCAACUCUCCGAGUAUACACAUACAGUACGCGAAAGCGAAAGAAGCCGAGGGCCGCUACCACGACGCUAUGAAAUCGUAUAUCAAGGCGCAAGACUACGAAUCUGCGAUACGUUUGAACUUGGAGAAACUGGACGACAUUGAUGAGGCGGUCAACUUGGUACAGGAGACGAAAUCGGUGCAAGGCGCCAAGAUGGUGGCAAAUUAUUUCCAGAACAGUGACGAUCCAUCUUCGGCGAUAAAGUUCUUGGUCAUGUCGCUGUGUUACGACGAAGCUUUCCAGUUGGCGAGGAAGAAUGGCAAGUUGCACUUGUACGGCGAGAUUUUGAUACAAACUUCCCAAGCGAGGCCGGAGGAUUUUAAGAGUUUAGCGUUACACUUUGAGGGGGAGAAGAAUCAUUUGUUGGCUGGGAAGUUUUACUUUCACGCCGGGGAGUACAACAAGGCUAUGUCCCACUUGCUGAAGACCGGGGGGUCGGAGGAGGAGGAGAAUGAAGGGAUUAGCAUUGCUAUUGAUGCCGCAGCGGCCAGCGACGACGAACGGUUGACUAGGAGGUUGAUAGAGUUUCUACUAGGCGAGACUGACGGUACUCCGCGGGAGCCGCGGCAUUUGUUCCGCCUUUACAUGGCGAAGCGACAAUUUGCGGAGGCGGCGAAAACUGCGGUGAUAAUAUCGGGCGCGGAGUGCGCGGCGGGCCGCUACCGCGGCGCGCGCGGCGUGUGCCGCAGCAUGUGCGCGGCGCUGCGCGCGCGCCGCCUGCCCGUGCCGCGCGACAUGCGCGCCGCGCUCGCCGCGCUGCACUCCUACAUACUGGUACGCACCCAUGUGAAACGCGGCCGCCACGACUUAGCGGCUCGUCUGCUCGUGCGCACGGCCGCCGACGUGUCGUUCUUCCCUUCACUACAACAUCAAGUGUCCAUCUUGACAUCGACCGUGAUAGAGUGCAGCCGGGCGGGUCUGAAACACCAGGCGUACCACUGGGCCAGGGAACUCAUGCAGCCCGAGUAUAGGGCGCAGAUCGACCCAAAAUACGUGAAGAAGAUAGAGUCAGUGGUGCGCCAUCCGCCUCGCACCGCGCCGGAGACUUCGCCGACUUCGCCUUGUUGCGUGUGCGGCGCUGACGUGCCCAUAGCGGCGCUACACUGCGAGCGAUGCCAGGCCGACCUGCCCGUCUGUAUAGCCACUGGACUCCACAUCGUGAAAGAUGAUCUCACUGCUUGCCCCGAAUGCGAUUUUCCAGCGAUAUUGACAGAAUUCAAAGAGCUUCUCCAAGAAGAAGGCAAGUGUCCGAUGUGUGAUGAAAACGUGGAUUAUCGCAGACUUGUCAAGAUAGACGACAUCUCUCUCUACUUGGACUCUGCGCCACAGGAAUAAGAUUAAUUUUGCUAUAAUACUUGUGAUUAAUUUUGCGUCCACGGAUUAACAGAUAAGGUAUUAUGACGUCCUAUAUUGUUAUCUUCACGGUCGAUUGUUGAAGGUCCCGUGAUAGUGGGACAUUGAGUAUUAGUGUUGAAAUUACAUACAUAUACAUAUAAUCACGUAGACACACAGACAGGGUAGACAGAGCCAACAGUCGUGAAAAGACAAAGGCCAUGUUCAGCUGUUUGGCUUAACAAUAAUGGGAAAGAAAUGGAGUAGUCUAUUCUAUUCAAUUGGUGCUGAGAACCACCCGGCAGCAUUUAUUGUAAAAAAUCUAUUUAUAAGUUGAAUGAAAUAAAAACGAAGUAUAGUGAUGAAACAU